AUGUGUAACAACCGGCAGUACAGCGUCUACUGCCGCAGUAACAACCGACAGUACAGCUUCUGCCGUCGCAGUAACAACCGACAGUACAGCGUCUACUGCCGCAAUAACAACCGUCAUAUCAACAGACAGUACAGCUUCUACUGCCGCAGUAACAACCGACAGUACAGCUUCUCCUGUCGCAGUAACAACCGACAGUACAGCUUCUACCGCCGCAGUAGCAACCGACAGUACAGCUUCUACCACCACAGUAACAACCGACAAUACAGCUUCUCCUGCCGCAGUAACAACAGACAGCACAGCUUCUACUGCCACAGUAACAACCGACAGUACAGCUUCUCCUGUCGCAGUAACAACCGACAGUACAGCUUCUACCGCCGCAGUAGCAACCGACAGUUCAGCUUCUACCACCACAGUAACAACCGACAGUACAGCUUCUACCGCCGCAGUAGCAACCGACAGUACAGCUUCUACCACCACAGUAACAACCGACAGUACAGCUUCUACCACCACAGUAACAACCGACAGUACAGCUUCUACUGCCGCAAUACAGCUUCUACUGCCGCAGUAACAACCGACAGCACAGCUUCUACUGUCGCAGUAACAACCGACAGUACAGCUUCUACUGCCACAUUAACAACCGACAGUACAGCUUCUACUGCCGCAGUAUCAACCGACAGUACAGCUUCUACUGCCGCAGUAACAACCGACAGUACAGCUUCUACUGCCGCAGUAACAACCGACAAUACAGCUUCUACUACCGCAGUAACAACCGACAAUACAGCUUCUACUGCCACAGUAACAACCGACAGUACAGCUUCUACUGCCGCAGUAACAACCGACAGCACAGCUUCUACUGCCGCAGUAACAACCGACAGCACAGCUUCUACUGCCGCAGUUACAACCGACAGCACAGCUUCUACCGUCGCAGUAACAACCGACAGCACAGCUUCUACUGCCGCAGUAACAACAGACAGCACAGCUUCUACUGCCACAGUAACAACCGACAGUACAGCUUCUACUGCCGCAGUAUCAACCGACAGUACAGCUUCUACUGCCGCAGUAACAACCGACAGGACAGCUUCUGCUGCCGCAGUAACAACCGACAGUACAGCUUCUCCUGCCGCAGUAACAACAGACAGCACAGCUUCUACCGUCGCAGUAACAACCGACAGCACAGCUUCUACUGCCGCAGUAACAAUCGACAGCACAGCUUCUACUGCCGCAGUAACAACCGACAGCACAGCUUUUACUGCCGCAGUAACUACCGGCAGUACAGCUUCUACUACCACAGUAACAACCGACGGCACAGCUUCUACUACCGCAGUAACAACCGACAGCACAGCUUCUACCGUCGCAGUAACAACCGACAGCACAGCUUCUACUGCCGCAGUAACAACGGACAGCACAGCUUCUAUUGCCGCAGUAACAACCGACAGCACAGCUUCUACCGUCGCAGUAACAACCGACAGUACAGCUUCUACUGCCGCAGUAACAACCGACAGCACAGCUUCUACUGCCGCAGUAACAACCGACAGUACAGCUUCUACUGCCGCAGUAACAACCGACAGUACAGCUUCUACUGCCGCAGUAACAACAGACAGCACAGCUUCUACCGUCGCAGUAACAACCUACAGCACAGCUUCUACUGCCGCAGUAACAACCGACAGCACAGCUUCUACAGCCACAUUAACAACCGACAGCACAGCUUCUACUGCCACAGUAACAACCGACAGUACAGCUUCUACAGCCGCAUUAACAACCGACAGUACAGCUUCUACUACCGCAGUAACAACCGACAGUACAGCUUCUACUGCCGCAGUAACUACUGGCAGUACAGCUUCUACUGCCGCAGUAACAGUGACUGGCUCUGCAACAAGUCCAGUAACCACCGGUACAACAAGUUCAGUAACAACACCGGUAGCAGCAACCUCUCCAGUAACAGCAGUGACUGGUGCAGCAACCUCUUCAACAACAACUGCCAACGGCGCAGCAGCAUCUUCAGUAACAGCAGUGACUGGUACAGCUACAGGUCCAGUAACAACAGAGACUAGUACAUCAACCUCUCCAGUAACAACAACGACUGGUGAAACAACAUCACCAGUUGCAGCCACAAGUACAGUAACACAAUCGACCAGUGUAGCUACAACUCCAGCGACAACAGCGGAUGUAACAUCCAGUGCUCCUACAAUGGCAGGAACCACAAAUGCACCAACCACUGUCACUAUUACUGCUGGUGCAGCUACAGUCACAACAUCGACGAUUGACGCUGUUACCACUGACAACGCAUCGACGGUUGAGACCACCACUGGACCAGGAAUGACCACAGCGAAGAGAACCUCCAGACCAGUGACCACACGAUUGACCACUACACAAGUCUCUAGGCCUGGUAAACCUACAACGAUUUUAGCUUUUGAAAUCGUUCUCAAUGGGACCAGACCAAGUGAUUUAGACGACAAAACAUCGGCUACAUAUAGGACCUUACAACAACAAUGCAUUGAUGCGCUGCGGCCAGUUUUCGAGUCCCUACCUGGUUUCAAAGCUGUUGCAGUGUUGGAAUUCCCACCGGGUAAUUUGACUACUGUGAGGUUUUCCGCCAUCUUUGAAAGUGACGCCACCACCUCGACUGAUGACAUCACACGAGUAGCACAGAACCAGACGCAAAGUGCGGACUUCGCCAUCGGCAGCUACAAAGUGCAGGAGAAUUCGUUUUCUGCCUCCCCUCUCACUUAUGAAGAUAUCAGCAGUCUGGGAGUCGACGCCUUCUGCCCGUCCGGCUGUGGACCAGAUGCGAGCUGUAACGCUACACAAAUCAACGGUGUUUGGGGUGCUCAGUGCGUCUGCGCAGACAACUACUGCAACAAUGGCGGGCAGUGCGAGGUCAUUCCAGACGUUGGACUAAAAUGCAGGUGCGUUGCGGACACGCCCGGGUUCUACAGCGGAGACAGGUGUGAGACGUUCCUGUCACAAACCAGCGUCAUCGGGACGGCAGCAGGGGUGGGAGGCGCUCUGGUCAUCAUCAUCAUGGCGCUGGCAGGUUACGUUUGCUACAGCAGAAGAGGAACUUCGGCACCGAUGGCAGGCCUCAGCAAUGUGAACACGAUGGCCUACAGCAGAGCGAACACCUCCUUCUGGAAGAACAACGCCCGCCAGGAGGCGCUCACAAGCCACGAGGCAAACUACCCCAUGUCCGACAUGUCCGCCUUCUAUCACCAAUCCGAUGUGUACAACCCACUGUACGUCAAUGAACCAAACUUCCCCAGUAAGUUCCGGAUACCUAGGCCUAAUGUUGACCUCGGGCCGUAUGAUCCACCCAAGAGGUGGUCACAGGUGUCACAAGAAUACUUCUAGCAAAUACCACCUGAUCGAGAGACGGCCAAAGCUGUGUAGAUUUGCUAUCAGUUUGCUUGCUACCUGUAUAUAAUAUCGUUAAUGUACAAAGAUGUUAAUGUAAAAGAUAACAUAUUGAAUAUGUCAAGUUGAACAUGUUUUGAACCUCAGUUCUUCAUAUAAAUAGCGACAUGGUUUGUCACAAUUUGUUGUUAUACCACACAAGAGACAAGCUGUUGGUAGUUAGUUCGUAGUGUAUUUAUUUGUUGUUGUUGUUGUUGUUGUUUAAGUGAUGAUUUUAUCAGAUUUCUUUAGUAUAAGGAGUGCCUGUUAUCCCUUAACUAUCGUUUUGUAUGUUCUUAAUUUAAGUACAAUGUCCACACUUAAACAAAACGUGAAAUCAUUGACUAUCAAUGGCUUUCUUAAAUGUCAUUUUGCACAGUGGUGAAUGUAUCAUGACCAAACAUUUUCUAUGUCUGAGAGUCUAAAAUAAAUAGUACACAUAUUGCGACUGGUGUUAUUCUUUUGCUAUGAUCUGUACUUAACACACUGGGUAUAUUAUGUACAAUAAAG
Molecule: messenger RNA, 3900 nt
Organism: Branchiostoma floridae (Florida lancelet)
Lineage: Eukaryota; Metazoa; Chordata; Leptocardii; Amphioxiformes; Branchiostomatidae
Product: mucin-5AC-like
Exons: 12
Coding region: 1-3348 (1115 amino acids)
Biological process (GO): nervous system development
Source: RefSeq, a predicted model, not a curated record